This is a messenger RNA of Prorocentrum cordatum, 1266 nucleotides long. The record is from the annotation of a GenBank genome assembly. Lineage: Eukaryota; Dinophyceae; Prorocentrales; Prorocentraceae.
AUGGGCCCGGGUCCUGCGCUGGAACAGGAGCAGGAGCAGGAGCAGGAGAAGGAGAUGAUGGCCGAGAAGGAGGUGGAGAGGACCCCGGAGGAGGCGGCAGAGCGCAACUACUCGCGCGAGGACGAGGCGGCGAGGCCCUGGCCUCUGGCGAGCCUGGCGGUGCCGCCGGAGCUGGAGAAGAAGGGAGUCUUCUACAGGGCCCUGGCGAAGACGUCGGCCUCCGCGUCCACGCCUGCCCCGCCGUUCUACCCGCUGGCAGAUUUCACCGUGAGCAAGGGCAUCCUGGGGCGGACCCAGGCGCCGCUGUCGGAGCUGCCAGGCUUCGUCAUGGUGAGCGAGAAUUACUACCGCAAGUCUUGGCGCUUCACGUCGGUGCGACGACUGAAAAAUGUCAUCUGCUUCUUGGAGUGGGUUCCAACUGCGGAGCAGCUGGAGAUAGUGCGGCUCGAGGCGCAGCUCACCGAAGAGCAGGAGGCGAUUGUCGAGGACGUCUUCAACCUGCACGACCCAGACAAGACUGGGUUCGUCCAGGGCCAGCUGCUGGACAUGUUGCUCAGCGCCCUCCUCAUCGGACAGGACGGCGAGGCGCUGGCCGUGCAGCAGUACGGGGGCAGGUGGAGCCUCGCGGACCUGAAGGCCGAAAUUGCCUCGCAGGGCAUCUACCGGCUGCAGAAGGGCAGGUUUUUCGUUGUCUUGUCCUUGCAAGAGGCCGAGCACCUCCGGGCCGCCAUGCACUUGGCGCCCGACGCGCGAUUCGCGGGCGAGGGCGUCCUCGAGGGCAUCAGCUCGGACCAGGCCGCGAUACCCCUGGGCUGCGGCCUGGCGCUGCGCUGCCUGGGGAACCUGGAGUCCGUCCUCGACAGCUCCCUGGUCGACACGCGCGGCCCCGUGGCUCGCAAAGACAAGGUGGCUUGCCAGCUGAAGAUGGCGGAGCAGUGCCUGCGGUUCACCAACAGCUCCACCGACUACGAGGAGGAGGAGCUCUGCAUCCUCCUGCGGGCGCUGCGGCACACGGCGGUCAUGGACCGGAAGCCCUGGUGGAGCGACGUCCGCUCCUGCCGACGGCGCGCGCAGGUUCAGGUCGCCCGGCUCCCCAUCGCCCAGACGUUCUCGAAGGUGGACGAGUUCGAGAAGCUGGCCACACAGGCGCCGGGGUCUGGGUUUCCUCCGCGGGAGCGGGGGCCGGCCGUGCUGGUCACGGGCAUACCCCAUCCUUGUUACGCCCCUCCGGCCAGGGCGAGCUGGCGAGGGGGCUCUGCUGGCUGA